GUUUUGCCGGUUAAACUUCCUGUUGUCAUUCACUGUAAUAUUUUUCUUUUUGCUUUAACUUACCGUUUAACGUUAACUGUUUCCGGAACAAUUCGGGUGCGGGUUUUAUGUGCCGGGUACAUAUUUCCAUUAGCUAAACACAGCCCGGGUAUCAAACUGAUUCAGAAACACACGGGUCAUUCAAGGCAACUUGUCAGCUAAUGCUAAUUGCUAAUGUUAGCUAGCUGUCGUUAGGGUGACGGCGGUGACACACGGGGGUCUACUAAGCUGAGUUUUAGCUUCACUCCAUUAGCUCUAACCGGUUUGCUUCACGUCGACACAUCAGGUACUCAGCUUCGUAGCUAACACCAUGGCCAGUCUGCUGUCAGUGCAAUGCGUCGCCUCUCUGAGGAAAUCCGGGAUUCAUUUAAGAGCUGCUGCUCUGGGGAUCGAUAAGAGAAACUACAGCAGCAAAUCUGGAAGCGAGUAUCUGCAUCAAAGUGUCGUCCCAUCGAUGCAUUACCAGAAGAGUUUACCCAGGCUCCCUGUACCAAAGUUGGAGGAUACUAUCAGAAGAUAUUUAGCUGCCCAGAAGCCUUUGUUAAAUGAUGACCAGUUCAGGACAACAGAGAAGCUUGCACAAGAAUUCCAGAGUGGUGCGGGAAAACAGCUGCAUGAGGAACUGGUAGUGCAGGACAAAAACAAUAAGCACACAAGUUACAUCUCAGCACCCUGGUUCGACAUGUAUCUUUCUGCUCGUGACCCCGUGGUGUUGAACUUCAACCCCUUUAUGUCCUUCAACCCUGACCCUAAGACGGAGUACAACGACCAGCUCGUGCGGGCAACCAACAUGGUGUGCUCAGCAGUGCGCUUUAUGAAAACACUGCGAGCCGGAAUACUGGAGCCAGAGGUUUUCCACCUCAACCCAGCGAAGAGUGACACAGACGGCUUCAAGAAGUUUAUCCGCUGGGUCCCGUCUUCUCUGUCCUGGUAUGGAGCUUACAUGGUGAAUGCAUACCCCCUAGACAUGUCUCAGUACUUUCGCCUCUUCAACUCAAGUCGGAUUCCCAAGAAAGGGAAAGAUGAGCUCGUCACUGAUGAGAAAGGGAGACAUCUCCUAGUUAUGAGGAAAGGCAACAUGUAUGUGUUUGACAUUGUGGACAGGGAUGGGAAUUUGGUGACACCUGCAGAGAUCCAGUCCCACCUGAAAUACAUUCUGUCUGACCCGACCCCGGCGCCUGCCUUUCCUCUGGGGGUUCUGACCAGUGAGAACAGGGACGUGUGGGCCGGGCUCAGGGAUAAACUGGUAGCUGCUGGAAACGCAGAGGAUUUACGGAUUGUGGACAGCGCCAUUUUCUGUCUCAGUCUGGAUGAUGAAAGCAUGAGGGACCAUAUCCACAUCUCUCACAACAUGCUGCACGGUGACGGCUGCAACCGGUGGUACGACAAGUCCUUCUCCAUCAUUCUGGCCAAAGAUGGACAGGCAGCCAUCAACUUUGAGCACGCCUGGGGCGACGGCGUAGCUGUUCUUCGGUUCCAGAAUGAGGUCUUCAAAGACACAACGCAGCAGCCACUGGUACACCCGGGCUCUGCUCCUGCUGCUGUGGAUUCAGCCUCCGCUGUGCGCAGGCUGCAGUUCAAGCUGGACAGCGAGCUGGAGAAUGGCAUCAAAAAAGCCAAGGAGAACUUUGACUCGGCUGUAUCGAAACUCACCAUCGAUGCCAUGGAGUUCAAGAGAGGUGGCAAGGAGCAGCUAAAGAAGAGCAAGUUGAGUCCAGACGCCAUCGCCCAGCUGUCUUUUCAGAUGGGUUUCCUGAGGCAGUACGGACAGACAGUAGCCUCUUAUGAGUCCUGUAGCACGGCGGCGUUCAAGCAUGGCCGCACAGAGACCAUCCGGCCAGCCACCGUACACACAGAGCGAUGCUCACGUGCUUUUGUUUGCCAGCCAGGCAAACACAGUGUGCAGGAGCUACAGGCCAUGCUCAGUGAAUGCUCCAAAUAUCACGGGCAGCUCACCAAAGAGGCAGCUAUGGGCCAAGGUUUUGACCGUCACCUGUUUGCCAUGCGAUACCUGGCCAAUUCAAAGGGCCAGGCUCUGCCCAGCCUGUACACAGACCCGGCUUACGCUGCCAUCAACCACAACAUCCUCUCCACCAGCACGCUCACCAGUCCAGCUGUGAACCUUGGUGGCUUUGCCCCGGUGGUGCCUGAUGGGUUUGGUGUCGGCUACGGUGUCCACGACGACUGGAUCGGCUGCAACGUGUCCAGCUACCCGGCUCGCAAUGUGCACGAAUUCCUGCAGUGCGUCCACAAGUCCCUAGAUGACAUUUUCACCGUCCUGGAAGGAAAGGCGCUCAGCUAAGAAACGAGUGCUUGUCAUCUGCAUAGAGGAAUACAUGUUUGAUUGUAUGGAACAGUGACCAGCUACCAAACUGCUGAUUAACUUCUCUUGACAACCAUGCUGAAAGUAAUAAUAAACAAUAAUACUAAGGUUCAUUUGUAUGGUGCUUUGAAAACCAGUGUUGCAAAGAAUAACCCAGCAGGCAUAAGGAAAAAAAGGAUUACUAAAAACCAUAAAUUAAACACCAAAAAUGUAAAAACAAUGAGUGAAUUUAAACUUAAAGUAGAGCUGUGCAAGAUUCAAGUACAACGUCGAUAAUGAAGUCGUGUAACUCAGUAGUUAAAGAUUAAAAAUAAACCGAAAAAUGAUGACGAAGGCUUGUGAUAAAGAUAAAUCUUCAAAAAAGUGAGAUAAACGAUAUAUUUAUAAACCACACAAGAAGAAACGAGGUGCUUAAAUCUAUUUUUUAGUAAUUAAGUACUGGAAAUGUAAGUUGGGACUUGAUGUUUUCUUUGAAGGAGUUUGGAUAUUACUGUAGAUAUAAAACCAGUUAUGCCUAGAGAUUAAAGUUUGUAGUGUCAGCCCUUGACUGGGAACUCAGAUCAUAUCUGUUGUACAGUGAAAGCACGAUUGAAAAUAGAAUAUGGGAGAAAAUGUUAGUUUCCUGCUGGCUGUCUAAGACAUCUGCCUCAUCAGUCUGUACCGUGGCCUGUUAAGCAUUAGCUUUUUUUUUUUUUUUUGUCUUCGAUUUGCAAACUGCAGGUGACAAAGGUUAGAGUGCUGAUCUUAUUUAUGCUCAUCAGAUGCGGAACUCUGCGAUACAGAUUAGAGAGUCAAAUUAUGUGCCUUAUCUGAAUGUGAAUUUAAGAGCACAACUGUCACUGUAAGAACUUGUAUUUAAUUUCUCAUGAUUGUUUUGUCAUUUACAGCCUUAUUGUUU
Molecule: messenger RNA, 3260 nt
Organism: Epinephelus fuscoguttatus (brown-marbled grouper)
Lineage: Eukaryota; Metazoa; Chordata; Actinopteri; Perciformes; Serranidae
Gene: cpt2
Product: carnitine palmitoyltransferase 2
Exons: 5
Coding region: 350-2341 (663 amino acids)
Biological process (GO): fatty acid beta-oxidation
Cellular component (GO): mitochondrion
Molecular function (GO): carnitine O-palmitoyltransferase activity
Source: RefSeq, a predicted model, not a curated record